Erythranthe guttata (spotted monkey flower) is the source of this 2833-nucleotide messenger RNA. Its product is annotated as sec23/sec24 transport family protein. Gene Ontology annotation, biological process: COPII-coated vesicle cargo loading; intracellular protein transport; endoplasmic reticulum to Golgi vesicle-mediated transport. NCBI's taxonomy places the organism in Eukaryota, Viridiplantae, Streptophyta, Magnoliopsida, Lamiales, Phrymaceae. Gene Ontology annotation, cellular component: COPII vesicle coat; endoplasmic reticulum exit site. The record is from RefSeq and is a predicted model, not a curated record. Gene Ontology annotation, molecular function: zinc ion binding; SNARE binding.
UUGGUGUUCCUUACGCAGCACCACCGCUCGGGUCGUUUAACGAAUCUCAUUUCCCAAUUUCGGUUCAAUUACAGAGUAACCGGACCUCAGUAAUAGAAAACCUCUAAUAAACCUCUUUUCUCAAUUUCUACACUGGUUUGAUUCGAUCCUACAGGCAAGGCAAUUCCGAUCCAGAAUGGCGGUUCGGCCGACGACGAUCCGGUUCCCGGGCAACCCGAUCGAGCAGGAGGCGUGCGGCGUGCCGUGGGGCGUGACGCUGACGCCGUUCGCGGCCAAGGACGAGAACGACAUCCCGCCGGUGUACGGCUCCGGCGGGGAGCUGUUGCCCCGAUGCGAGAACUGUUGGGCGUAUUACAAUACCUACUGCGAGCAGGAUCAGUGGUCAUGGGACUGCGCUCUCUGCGGCACCACCAAUGGCCUCUCGUCGGAGUCCAUCAUGCGAUACUCUCUCCCACACUCCUCCCCGGAGAAUAUGUCCUCCUUCAUCGACCUCGAAUUGCCACUGGAGGGAUCUGAAGAAAUGCAGGCAAGGCCGGUGUAUGUUGCUGCAGUUGAUCUCUCUUCAUCGGAAGAGUUUCUAGAACUUACUAAAAGUGCUCUUUUGGCUGCCUUGGAAGCUCUUUCUCCGGGAUCACUUUUUGGUCUUGCCACAAUCAGCCAUAAAAUAGGCUUAUACGAUGUUCAGGGGCCCAUUCCAGUGGUCAAGAAUGUAUUUAUUCCCCCAGAUUCUGCUGGCAACCUGACAAUGGAGCUUGAAGAUGUCAUGCCAUUGUUUUCUUUUCUGGCUCCAGUUGAUACGUGCAAGGACCGUAUUACAUCUGCACUUGAAACUCUAAAACCAACAACUUCAUGGGAACGGACUACAGCUGCAGGCCAAGGAUUAGAUGGUGUUUUACUUGGUGGGCGAGGGUUUGGAGUGGCAAUGGAAGCUCUCCUCAAAUAUCUUGGAUCGGAGUAUGGGAAUACGUAUGCACUAGCCAGAGUAUUCGCCUUCUUAUCUGGUCCUCCAGAUUAUGGUCUUGGCCAGCUAGACACCAGGCGAUAUGGUGAGCAAUAUGCUAGUAAAGGAGAGGAUGCAGAUCUUGCUUUACUCCCUGAACAGACUCCUUUUUAUAGAGAUUUGGCUGCUGUUGCUGUUCAAGCCGGUGUAUGUGUGGAUAUAUUUGCUGUUACGAAUGAGUACACUGAUUUAGCAUCUUUGAAGUUUCUUAGCAUUGAGAGUGGAGGCUCUUUGUUUCUAUAUUCAAAUACCGAUGAUUCAACACUUCCUCAGGACAUGUAUCGCAUGUUAAGUCGGCCAUAUGCUUUCAAUUGUGUCUUGCGUGUGAGGACAUCAUCUGAGUUUAAGCUUGGACAUUCAUACGGACAUUUCUUCCCUGAUCCAGAAUAUGAAAAUGUUCAACACAUUAUUUGCUGCGACUCUUUUGCAACAUAUGCCUAUGAUUUUGAUUUUGUGAAUGAUGUUGGAUUUUCCAGACACAGCAAAGAACUCCCAACAAUACAGAUUGCAUUUCAAUACACAGUCGUUGUUCCCCCUGAUGAACCAUCAAUAUCAGGUUCAAGCUCCUCAAAGAGAGGUAAAUAUUCCCUGAAAAGAAGAAUGAGGAUUAGAACUUUACAAUUCGAAACUGCUCGCAGUGUGAACGAUAUUUAUGAUACUGUUGAUCCUGAAGUUGUUCUUUCCAUACUUGUUCAUGAGGUGAUUUUGUCCUCUUUGGAGAAUGGUGUUCGAGAGGCUAGGAUCUUAUUACACGAGUGGCUUGUAAAUCUUACGGCUCAGUAUAAUGAUGCUUACAAGAUUGCUGAAUACACGAGGGGGGGUUUAAGCACUUCUCAUGUAGAUGUUGCCUUCACCCAAUGCCCUCAGCUGCAACAUUUGCCCCGUUUAAUCUUUGCUUUGUUGCGUAGUCCUCUUCUUCGCUUUCAUGAAGAAGGUGUUCACCCGGACUAUCGGAUAUAUCUUCAGUGUCUAUUCAGUGCUCUGGAACCUUCUUCUCUUAACCGUGCUGUAUAUCCAUCGCUGUCUUCGUACGACACUCCGGACAAACAAGCAUACCCUCGCCAUUCCUUGAGCCGCGCUGCACUUAUAACAAGUGGCAGCCCAAUAUUUCUCCUCGACGCUUUCACACAUCUCAUCGUGUUUUAUUCUUCUACAGCCGGUGCUACAAUGCCAUUCCCUCCACCCCAGGACUGCCUUUUGAGAAGCACCAUUAACAAACUGAAGCAAGAGAGGAUUAUUACUCCCAAGCUUAUUUUUAUCAGGGGAGGUAUAGAUGAUGCCACAGCGUUCGAGAACUACCUUAUAGAGGAACAGGAUGUCGAGGGAAGUGGCUUCACAAGUGUCAUGGGCUUUGUCUCCUUCCUCGACGAAAUCAAUCAUGAUGUAGUAGAGUACAUGACUAAAUCAAACGGUAAAUAGUCCUACAGAAAGAAUAAUUGUACACAUGCAUCAAAGGAGUUACUGGCUUUAAUCGGAACACCAUCCAGCUAAUUAUAGACACAGACAGGGGUUGUGUUUAGUACCAUGAAAUAGACGCUGAAUCUUCGUUUCUUUGGGGAAUCUUUGAUUCGGAAUUUUUACAAUACAUUGAAGAUUUGUGCAAGUGUUGGGAUAUGCUUCUCGUGAUGUAACCUUACCUUUGCCCUUACGGAGGCGGAAAUUAGAGUGUGGGACUUGGUUGUUUGGUUUAGGAUGUAUACUAUAUUCCAGUUUUGAACAUUUUCUUUUCAUUUCUUUGUAUCUGUACUAUGUAUCAUCAGGCACUAUUGAUCUUGCAACUUGGCUGCGCUUUUUUCGCGGUAAUUAUUCGAUUUUCGACCUCUUAUGCUCUGU